Messenger RNA from Clarias gariepinus (North African catfish), 2040 nucleotides. RefSeq names its product tripartite motif-containing protein 16-like. Bases 30 to 1805 code for a protein of 591 amino acids. The transcript has 7 exons. The record is from RefSeq and is a predicted model, not a curated record. Gene Ontology annotation, molecular function: zinc ion binding; protein binding. NCBI's taxonomy places the organism in Eukaryota, Metazoa, Chordata, Actinopteri, Siluriformes, Clariidae.
UCUUUCUCUCAGUGUGGUAGUGUAGAAAAAUGGCAGAGGGAUCUCUUUUAGUAGAUAAGCUGUCAGUGGAUCACUUCAUUUGUCCAGUGUGUCUGGAUGUCCUGACAGAACCAGUGACUAUUUCCUGUGGUCACAGUUUCUGUAAGGUGUGUAUUAAUGGCUGCUGGGAUCAGGAGGAUGUGAAGGGUGUCUACAGCUGUCCUCAGUGUAGAGAGACUUUUACCCCAAGGCCUGUUCUACAUAGGAACAACAUUCUGGCUGAAGUGGUGGAGAAACUGAAAAAGACUGAACUCCAGCCUGCUUCUCCUGCUCACUGCUACGCUGGACCUGGAGAUGUGGAGUGUGAUUUCUGCACCGGGAGAAAACGCAAAGCCGUCAAGUCCUGUCUGGUGUGUCUGGCCUCCUAUUGUGAAGAUCAUGUUAAACCUCACUAUCAGUCUCCUGCCUUUAAGAAGCACAAGUUAGUGGAAGCCUGUGCAGAUCUCCAAGAGAAGAUCUGCUCUCAGCACGACAAACUGAUUGAGAUCUACUGUCGUACUGACCAAAGCUUCAUCUGCUUUUCAUGUACAAUGGAUAAACAUAAAGAUCAUGAUACAGUUUUAGCAGAAGUAGAAAGAACUGAAAAAGAGAAAGAGCUGGAGAAAAAGCAAAGGGAAUUUGAGCGGAGGAUAAAGAAGAAAAGAGAAAGUGUGCAGGACCCGAAACGAUCCAUGGACUUCAUAAAGAUGCAUUCACAGGCAGCAGUAGAUGACAAUGAGAGGAUCUUUACUGAGCUGAUCAGCCUUAUGGAGAAAAAGCGCUCGGAGGUGACAAAGAAGAUCAGAGAUCAGGAGAAAGCUAAACUGAGUCGAGCUGAACGACUCCUGAAGCAACUGGAGCAGGAGAUUGCUGAUCUAAAGAGGAGAGUCACUGAGAUGAAGCCGCUUUCACACACACACGAUCACAUCCACUUCCUCCAGAGUUUCCCGUCUCUCUGUGUUUCUCCUGGAUGUGAGGACUCACACCGCUUCUUCGUCAAUAAAAAAUUCUCAUUUGAUGGAGUGCAGCAAUCUCUUUCAAAUCUUAGAACACAAGUUGAGGAAAUCUUUGAGGUGGAGUUCAACAAAAUUAAUAAAUGCGAUUUCAACACAGCACAUGAUCAGCUCAUUCUGUCUGAGAGGAGCGGAGCAGUGACACGCGCUGCAGUAGUUCAAAAGGGUUUACCCUCAGAACCAAAACAAAGAGAAGAUUUUCUGAAGUAUUUUCGUUAUCUGACUCUGGAUCCCAACACAGCACACGAUCAGCUCAUUCUGUCUGAGAGGAGCAGAGCAGUGACACGCAGUAGGGAAGCACAUCAAUACAGUCAGCAUCCAGAGAGAUUUGACUCCUGGCCUCAGGUGUUGUGUCGAGAGAGUGUGUGUGGACGCUGUUACUGGGAGGUAGAGUGUAAGGGUAUGGGUGUGGACGUAUCAGUCUCAUAUAAAGAGAUCAGGAGGAAAGGAGAGGGUGACGAGGGUGUGUUUGGAGGCAACAGUCAUUCCUGGAAUCUGCAGUGUUAUCGUACAUCUGUAUCUUUCUGGCACAACAACACUGAAAUAAAACUCCAAUGUCCAUCACCAUCCAGAAUAGGAGUGUAUGUGGAUCACAGUGCAGGAACUCUGUGCUUUUACAGCGUCUCUGACACGAUGAGUCUACUCCACAGUGUCCACACCACAUUCACUCAGCCUCUGUACGCUGGGUUCAGGAUAUGUUAUUUUUACUCAAAUAUAAAUUUAUGUGAUCCAGAAUUAAAUGUCGACGAUAGUGACGAUUCAUCUUUUAUGUAAAUGAAGAUGACUUAAACUUAGAUUUAACCUGUUAAAUUUCACCCCUUUAAUUUUUUUUGAUCCAGUAAUAGUAUAACCAAAGUAAAAAGAGCACAGUUCCCACAUUUUUUGCAUUACAUUCAUCAUCAUGGUCUCAUUUGAAAUAAUAAUUGUAUGAAUUACUGACACAGAGUAACAGAGGCUAAAAUUAAGGAUUUUAUUUCUGCCUCACUCAUACACCUCUGAACUGGUCAUA